UAGCGCUCGGGCCACUGUAGCUGUGUGUUGCGCGGGGAGGGCUCAGGCCCGGCCCUAUUUAAAGUCGCGCCUGUGUCUUCACACAGAUAACUCUGCUUCUCAUGCGACACACGCGACUAACGUAACGUAUCAUCACGAGCGGUCAACAUGGACGAAAACUUUCCUACAUACACUUUUGACUUCUCCGACAACAGUACAGACAACCUGUCUCUUGAGUCUGAAGACUUUGGCUUGGACUACCAGGAGCCCUGCGAGAGAGCAGUCAGCAAUGACUUCAACAGGAUCUUCCUCCCCACCGUCUAUGGGAUUAUUGCCUUUUUGGGAAUCAUUGGCAAUGGACUUGUGGUUAUUGUGAUGGGCUACCAGAAGAAAGUUAAAACUAUGACGGACAAAUACAGGCUGCAUCUCUCAGUGGCUGACCUCCUGUUUGUGCUCACGUUACCUUUUUGGGCUGUGGAUGCUGCAAGGACUUGGUAUUUUGGAAGUUUCCUUUGCGUUUCAGUCCACAUGAUCUACACUGUCAACCUGUACAGCAGUGUUCUUAUCUUGGCCUUCAUCAGCCUGGAUAGAUACCUCGCUGUGGUACGUGCAACCAACAGCCAAGCCACAAGGAAACUCCUCGCCAGUCGGGUGAUCUACGCUGGUGUGUGGCUCCCCGCUGCUAUCCUCACCAUCCCAGAUCUUGUUUUCGCUCGGGUCCGGGACACUUCCAACCUGCUUAUGAACCAGGACGAGAGCUUGGAGUCCUCAGAUGUUCGGAGCAUCUGCCAGCGAAUCUACCCACAAGAUUCAAGCCUCAUUUGGACUGCAGUGUUCAGAUUUCAGCACAUUUUGGUUGGUUUUGUGCUACCUGGACUGGUCAUUCUCAUCUGCUAUUGUAUUAUCAUUGCAAAGUUGUCACAAGGCUCCAAAGGACAAGUUCUGAAACGAAAAGCGUUAAAGACUACAGUGAUUCUCAUCCUGUGUUUUUUCUGUUGCUGGUUGCCAUACUGUUUGGGCAUCUUCCUGGACACCCUUGUGAUGUUGAACGUCAUCAAGGCAUCAUGUGAACUAGAACAAGCUAUUGAAAAGUGGGUUUCUAUUACUGAGGCGUUAGCAUAUUUCCACUGUUGUCUGAACCCUAUUCUGUAUGCCUUUCUGGGAGUUAAGUUCAAGAAGUCAGCAAAAAGCGCACUCACUAACAGCAGAUCUAGUCAGAAAUCUCUUAUGAAUAAAAAGCGUGGUCCAAUUUCAUCCAUUUCAACAGAAUCUGAAUCUUCAAGUGUGUUGUCAAGUUAAUGACUCUUAAAAUGUAAGCUUUAAUUUCAACUACAUUUUGUAAAGAUGUAAAAAAGAGUUUUAUACAUUGUGACUUACUUGCUGUGUUUUUCAUUUUAUAAGGUUUUGCAUUUCAAGUUUGUCUUCCCAUAUGUUUAAUUGUUUUAUUCCUUUUUUUUUUUUUUUUCCUUAAUUAUCCUUAGAUGGCCGGGCAUCAACUUGCCUGUCUUUUACUGUUCAGGGAGAGCUGCUUUCUGUAAAACUGUACAUAGAAUUUGUAGCAUUUGUUUGUGCGCACUUAAGUUGUGUGAUCUUGUGAAAAAAGCUAUUAUUUAUUGCUGUCAUCCACACUGGAAGUUUUGUAAGAUACUGUAAAUGCAUGCUGCUUUUUUGUACUAUUGAGAUUGUGUUUUUAAUGUAAGAAUAAAAAGCCAUUGAAAGUUACAA
Boleophthalmus pectinirostris (great blue-spotted mudskipper) is the source of this 1704-nucleotide messenger RNA. Its product is annotated as C-X-C chemokine receptor type 4. Gene Ontology annotation, cellular component: membrane. The transcript is spliced from 2 exons. Gene Ontology annotation, molecular function: chemokine receptor activity. NCBI's taxonomy places the organism in Eukaryota, Metazoa, Chordata, Actinopteri, Gobiiformes, Gobiidae. Gene Ontology annotation, biological process: neurogenesis; brain development; chemotaxis. The coding region runs from base 148 to 1278 and encodes 376 amino acids. The record is from RefSeq and is a predicted model, not a curated record.